AUGGCCGUCGCUCCCGUGUCGACGUCGCCCUGGAACAUGGCGACGAUGCUGAAGACCAGCGGGAUCUCCCGCGACGUGCAGCAGCAUCUCAUCCGCGUGUACGCGACCUUGGCUGCCUGCGUGUUCUCGGCCAUGCUCAGUGCCGCUUGUAUGGUGGCCUUUGGUCCCGAGCGCUGGUCGCUCUUGAGCUCGGCCCUCGUGUCCACAGUGGGCUCAAUUUGGCUCUGCCUGGAGCCGGAGCAGAACUACAAGCGUCGGUUCGGACUCCUCAUGGCCAUCUCUGCUGCAAUGGGCCUCACGGUGUCCACGCUCAUCGCGGUCGCGAUCCAAGUUGAUGCUGGACUCCUCGUCUUGGCCAUGCUGGUGACGACGCUGGUGUUCACGUGCUUUACUGCAAGUGCCCUGCUUGCCACGCGCUGCUCGUACUUGUACCUGGGUGGGAUCCUGAGCUCGGCGCUGUCGCUGAUGUUUCUAACGAGCGUGCUGAAUCUCGUGUCGCACUCGUCGUAUCUGGUUAACAUGAACUUGUAUGGCGGACUCUUUCUGUUUUGCGGUUACGUUGUGUUUGACACGCAAUUUAUCAUUGAGAAGGCAAGCGCGGGAGACAAGGAUGUGCUGAAACACACGCUUGAUCUAUUUAUGGAUUUGGUGUCUAUCUUUGUGCGUAUUCUCAUUGCGCUCUUGAACAAUAAAAAGGGCGAGAAGCCGCCGCACCACGGCCGUCGUAACUAG
This is a messenger RNA of Peronospora matthiolae, 732 nucleotides long. Lineage: Eukaryota; Oomycota; Peronosporomycetes; Peronosporales; Peronosporaceae. The record is from the annotation of a GenBank genome assembly.